This is a messenger RNA of Onychomys torridus (southern grasshopper mouse), 373 nucleotides long. RefSeq names its product succinate--CoA ligase [GDP-forming] subunit beta, mitochondrial-like. Lineage: Eukaryota; Metazoa; Chordata; Mammalia; Rodentia; Cricetidae. Gene Ontology annotation, molecular function: ATP binding; succinate-CoA ligase (GDP-forming) activity. The record is from RefSeq and is a predicted model, not a curated record. Gene Ontology annotation, cellular component: succinate-CoA ligase complex; mitochondrion. Gene Ontology annotation, biological process: succinyl-CoA metabolic process; tricarboxylic acid cycle. The coding region runs from base 44 to 373 and encodes 109 amino acids. The transcript has 2 exons.
CCCUCCCUCCCCGUCGCGGCCUCCCCGCAGGUUCCUGGUUAAGAUGGCGUCCCCGGUGGCCAUCGCGGCGCAGGCCGGGAAGCUUCUGCGAGAGCAAGCCCUGCGGCCGCGUCUCCUGGCGGUCAGGUCCCAGGCAGGUCAUUUAACCUCCAGAAGAUGGCUGAACCUGCAGGAGUACCAGAGCAAGAAGCUCAUGUCAGAGCAUGGAGUGCGUGUUCAGAGGUUCUUUGUUGCCAGCACUGCUAAGGAGGCUCUGGAGGCAGCGAAGAGACUGAGUAAGCUGGUCCAGGGGAUGAGCGUUGGCCGUCAGUGGAACUGGCUUCCCACUCGUGUGCCUUUGCUCCGGGUUACACUACCUGGGUGGCAACUUUGA